Molecule: messenger RNA, 968 nt
Organism: Coffea arabica (coffee)
Lineage: Eukaryota; Viridiplantae; Streptophyta; Magnoliopsida; Gentianales; Rubiaceae
Product: protein DOG1-like 4
Biological process (GO): DNA-templated transcription
Molecular function (GO): sequence-specific DNA binding
Source: RefSeq, a predicted model, not a curated record
AUUACUACACUGCCAAAUGGGCUUGCGCCAGUGAGGAUGUUUUGGCCUUUUUUACACCUGUUUGGUUGAGCCCUUUGGAGAAUGCAUAUCUAUGGAUCACUGGUUGGAAGCCGUCAAUGAUUUUGAGGCUUGUUGAUUCGCUAAGGAAAGGCCAAGUACCCGGUGCAACAAGUCUGGCUGAUUUGAGUGAAGAGCAAGUGAAAAAGAUUGAAGGUUUGAGGAGCAGGAUUAGGGUGGAUGAGGAGAAGGUGGAGAGGGAGAUGGAAAGGCAGCAAGUGGCCAUGGCGGAUAGGAAGAUGGUGGAGCUGGCGAGGCUGGUGAGUUUAACCAAGAAUGGCGAGCACCUGGCGGCGGCCUCGAGUAGUCAGAUCAAUGGGCUUGUGGAGAUGGCGAUAAAAGAGCUGCUGGCUGGCUUGGAAAAAGUGAUGAAAAUGGCUGAUUGUGUGAGGCUUAAGACUCUGAAAGGAGUGUUGGAUGUGUUGAAUCCAAUGCAGAGUGCGGACUUCUUGGCUUCUUCAUCAGUGCUGCAAAUUCAGAUGAGAAAAUGGGGGAAGAAAAGAGAAAAAAGGUCCGUUGAUGAAUGUGAAAAUCACAAGUAGCUAGUAAUUAUGUUUAGUAGAAUCUAGUUGGUGCAUAAUAUAUGUGUGAUAUAUGCACCGGUAAUCAGGCACGGAUUUAAGGGGGGGCUGGUGGGGGCUUAAGCCCCCCCCCCAAGCCUCCGGAAAACCCCCUAUAUAUAGGGGAUUCCAAAUGUUUGCUUCUAAAAUGCAGUAGGUAACUAGGUAGGUAGGUAGGUACUACCUUUCUCUUCCUAUGUGUCUCUUAGGAUACUGGUAUUAUUGUCUGAAAUUUUCAAUAGUUAUUUAUGUUUUCACCUGCUGGUGAUGUAAUAACUUGGAUUUUCCUAAAAUGUUUUGAGCAGGUCUGAACUCUGUAGUUAUUCAUCAUAUAUUCUGGACUUUGUUAGA